Messenger RNA from Rubroshorea leprosula, 2886 nucleotides. The record is from the annotation of a GenBank genome assembly. Lineage: Eukaryota; Viridiplantae; Streptophyta; Magnoliopsida; Malvales; Dipterocarpaceae.
CACUACUAAACGUAAGCCCAAAUGCAAAGCAGUGACUUCAUUGUUUUCUUCUUCCUGUAUUGAUGUUGGUUUAUUGACUUUCUGAACCACCAAAGAAUUAUAAGAGCAUGAACUCAGGUUUUUUUUUUUAUUAACUGCAAAACAAUUUCAUUCAUGGAAAUCUCAGUUUAUUUGCUUGUUGUUACUUUCCUCCAAAUAUUCCUUCUUUCUCCAUGCACUGCCGCUGAUACUCUCAGGGAAGGUGAUUCGCUGCAUGUUCAGAAACCAGCGGAUGUUCUGGCUUCUGAAAAUGGAGUCUUUAAUGCAGGGUUUUACAAAGUUGGAGAAAAUGCUUUCUGCUUCGCCGUAUGGUUCAAUGUUUCAUCCGAUCCCAAUCGCACUGUUGUUUGGAUGGCCAACCGAGACCAACCCGUGAACGGUAAAGGCUCAAAGCUUUCCCUCUUGAGAAACGGAGGGUUUAUCUUGACCGACGCCGGUGGAAAAACAGAGUGGAAUGUAGACUCUCUUUCAUCUCACUCCGUUCAACUAAAGCUUUUCAACAAUGGCAAUCUUGUUCUUCAAACUCUGGAUGGUAAAUCCACCUUCUGGGAAAGCUUUAAGUUCCCUACAGAUACACUUCUUCCUAAUCAGGAAUUCACCAAAGACACUAAUCUUAUCUCCUCAAGAAGCCGGUCCAACUAUUCUUCUGGUAAUUAUAAGUUCUACUUCGACAACAAUAAUCUUCUCGCCCUUCUUUACCAAGUGCCAGACAUUACCAGUGUCUACUGGCCGCCGCCGUUUCUCCUUCCUUGGCAAAGUGGGAGGUCUACAUAUAACAGCAGCAGAGUUGCAAUAUUUGAUUCUUCGGGUAACUUCAGGUCAUCAGAUGAAUUGUGGUUUCAGGCAGUGGACUCCGGUGCAGGUCCAUUGAGAAGAUUAACUCUUGAUCCUGACGGUAAUUUAAGGUUAUACAGUCUGGAAGAGACAGCUGGGACUUGGGUUGUUUCUUGGGAAGCCUUUGGAGAACCUUGCAAGAUUCAUGGCAUCUGUGGACAGAACAGCCUGUGCAAGUAUGAUCGUAUUCGGGGCACGACAUGUUCCUGCUUACCAGGAUUCAGGAUUAAGAAUUCCCAGGAUUGGUCUCAAGGCUGUGUACCAGAAUUCAAAGAUUCUUGCAACAAAAGUGAUCUUGGAUUUGUCAAACUUACUCAUGUUGAAUUCUAUGGCUUCGACAAAGAUUACAUCGUCAGUAGUACCUUGAAAAGCUGUGAAGAAAACUGCUUCAAAUCGUGCGAGUGCAAAGGAUUCCAGUUUAAAUCGGACCGUAAUUGUUACUUCAAGAUGUUGUUGCUUAAUGGAUAUCGUUCACCUUCAUUUGAGGGGGAUCUUUACUUGAAAUUACCCAAGUCCAGUAUUAAAUCUGGAGAAAAUCUGUAUGAGGAUUCAAGGUUGGCUUGUGUCGACAACCCAGAAGUUGUUACGCUGAAUAGAACAUAUUCAAAAGGCAAACAAAAUGGAUCCUUGAAGUUUUUGGUUUGGUUCUCCAUUGUGGUGGGAGUUGUGGAGUUCAUAUUCAUUUUCUUGGUUUGGUGUAUUUUGUUUAGAAGUAAUGAAGAUAACAAAGCAACAGUGCCGGUAUACACACAGGUUGCAACUGGAUUCAGAAGAUACAGUUAUUCCGAGCUUAAAAAGGCAACCAAUGGUUUUAGUGAAGAAAUAGGAAGAGGUGGUGCCGGAAUUGUGUACAAAGGAGAGUUGCCUGAUCAUCGCGUUGCUGCAAUCAAGAGCCUUCAUGAAGCUGGCCAAGGAGAAGCAGAGUUCCUCACAGAAGUAUGUACAAUUUCAGGGCUUAAUCAUAUGAACUUGAUGGAAAUGUGGGGGUAUUGUGUAGAAGGAAAGCACAGGCUUUUGGUUUAUGAGUACGUUGAACAUGGUUCUUUAGCAGAUAAUCUUUCAAAGAAUGCACUUAAUUGGGCAAAGAGGUUCGAAAUUGCUGUCAGCACUGCAAAAGGUUUGGCUUAUUUGCAUGAGGAGUGCUUGGAUUGGAUUCUACACUGUGAUAUUAAGCCACAGAACAUACUCUUGGAUUCCAAUUUCCAACCAAAGGUGGCAGAUUUUGGCCUUUCUAAGCUGCUAAAUCGAGGAAGUCUCAAUGGCUCAGGUUUCUCGAGGAUAAGAGGAACAAGAGGCUACAUGGCUCCUGAGUGGGUUUACAAUCUUCCAAUAACCUCCAAAGUUGAUGUUUAUAGCUAUGGAAUUGUGGAAGGAGGUGACAUGUUGGAACCAGUUUACAAUGUUUAUUGUGAUGAAAUUGAAGAAGUGGACUUUCUUUCAAUUCAUGAAGAAUCUUUAAUGAUUCAAGGAAUGAUGGCAAUAACUAAGGAAGAAGGACAAGAUGGGAGGAGUCAUUCUUUAAGGGAAGACGAUCAAGAAAAAAAAUCUCUAGCUAAGGGCAAGAUAAUUGGUUACGCAUCUGCUGAGAAAUUUGAAGUUAAAAGACAAGAGGCAAGAGUCAUAUAUGUUGUUCUAAAUAAGCUAUUGAGAGAAGAACAAAAAGGAGAAAAUUUUAUGCAACCUAAUAAAAAUUUGCAGCUAUUAGAAGAGAUUGAAGGGUCAUAAAAUAAGGAACUACCAAAAGGGAUGCUUCCAAUGUGGAAUUUUCAACACGCUUUUGAUUUUAUUACUAAUUUGCCUACCUACAAGUUUGACUUACACAAAAAAAUGGCAGACUUUUUUCUUUGUCCUAAUUUCAGAUGCCACACAAGUUGUUGAUUUAUUUUUGGAAGAAGUGGUGAGACUACAACAUAUUCCAACAUCCAUUGUUUGUUAUAGGGGUGUAAAGUUGAAGGGACAUUUUUGGAGGACUUCACAGGAGAAAACUGCUCCAAAUAAAUAUACAUUUGACAG